UAUCAAUGAAUUAGACAAUUAUAUAUAUAUAAAGUAAUUUCUUUACUCACGUAUAUUAUAAGCUUCACGAAAUAUUUUAUUUCAUUCCAAGUCCUAAGUAAUUGAAGUACUCAAACUUGAAAAGGGUCACCGGUAGAUCUUCCGGUUUAGAAGGGCAUCAAACCGAAACCUAAUACAUGUAACUGCAACAAGUUUAUAAUAAUGCUUCAGUUAGUUAGAGCUCAAUUUUUACAAUGUACACGUCGUAGCAUAACUACCUCAUCAUGUCUCUGUGGUAAAAAGACACGAAAACCCUGGGAUCAGAGGUUUCCAGUUUCAGUGGAAGAUGUAAGUCCAGAUGUUAAAGGAGGUAGUGUUGAGAUGGCCGAAGCUCUUCCGGAAAAAAGUGAGUCCCAGCCCAGUGACAGUUUUGGUUUACACAUUUUUAUUUCAUGCAGAUGGAUCAUUACAGAUCUCAACAUGAAAAAAUCAAAUUGUAGAGACUAGAGACAUAUAAGUACUUAUAUAUCGCAAUCAAUAAGCUAACACUAACAUGGCAUGACAUGAGCAUGGCCAAAUGACAAAAAAUUCAACCAAAGGCAAAGACUUUUCUACAGUACCUUAACAAAAUGUAAAAUUGCGGCGUAAAAAAACAAGUCGUUUACUUAUUCUACAGUGAAACAAUAGGAAGCCUACUCCUUUCAUCACAGAUACUUAGGAUCGGCUCGUUGGGGACAAAUUCUUUCUCUAAGGGCGAGGAAUGAAGGAUAUGAAUAUGAAAAUCCUUUUGUGCCCCAUAUCUGUAAGAAUUUACCAGUUUGCUCCCCCAGAAGUCACAAAUCUAAAUGAGAACUAAUAAAUCCCUGAUAUUGAUAUGGCUAAGAAAAUUCACUAAAUUUUAAAUGGCUGUUUUUUUCACUUGUGAAAUUGAAAUAAUUUGUGUUCAAAUUGUUUUAUUCAUGUGCUGAAAAUGUACAUUGCAAUCAAAAAACAUUUCCAUUUGUUUGGAUCAAUAAAAGAAUCUAGUUAUCUUAAUUUUUACUGCCAGUAAACAAAACUUGGUGAUGAGUACAAAAUUGAGCAUGGCAUUGUGACUUUAUUAAUUGUAGGUUAGCAUGCGGAUAUUUAAUAUGCAAUGCUAACUCCAGCCCUUGCCUCACACUGUCUCAAAUAGCGUAUUUUUUUUUUAAUGGUUACUUUGGAAUACAAUGUCAGAAAUUUAUUAGAUAUUUACAUAAUAUACUCAUUAAUUACGUUGUUAUUUUGUGAAAUCGACAGUGUGUUGUCUUCAUAGCUAAACAGGCAUGGUUGCAGCACAUAAUGUGCAUGGCCACAAUAACAAAUUGAGCCUUCAGAAGCUGUAAAUUUUCAUGGGGCUCAACUCGCCCCAUCCAGUCAUUUUGUAAAUACCUGGUAAUCAUAUCGCAAUUUUCAUAGCUCAAAAUCUGUUAAAAUUACAGCUUAUUUAAAAGAUGAUGUUGGCUUUGUUGCUCUAAUUCAAAGUAGUCUCCUUUAAACUAAAUGUAGCCUAAUAUUUUAAAAUGUUUUUAAUAAUGUUUUGGAAUUAUUUAUUUUUUACCCAAAUGCUUAGUCUAAGGUAAUUUUGGCUGUAAUAUCAUAUUUUAGGAUCGUAAAUUAAAGGUCAUUUCAUUAACCAGUGAGUAAUUGUAUUUUACCUUAUUUCAACUUUACUUGUUUUCUCCCCUUUCAGUGAGGACUAAAAAUACAAUAACGGAGAAUUAACAAAAUGCCAAUUUUGGAUAGGGCAAGACACGCCCUAAGCAUAUUGAGCUAUGAGUAGAGCGCAAUGCAUUAUUCCUCACAUAGGAAACUUAUUCUGAAUUUAGCCGAUUGAUUUCACAUUUUAAAAAAUUAAAAUUAUACAGACCAAAUUAAAAAAAUGUUGACUAACUUUUAUAGAUUUUAGGCUAGGAAAUUUUAAAUACCCGAUAAUAUAUACCCUCUUUCCUGAAUGUAUCUGUAGUAUGGACUGCACCAUCUAAUUGUGUGACAGUUUUCUAUUGAUUUCAUGUUUACAUAAUACUGGCAUUAUUCUAUUGUGGUACUGGUACAAAGUAUUAUAAAAAUUGCUUCUUUAAAAAUUGUUCAUUGAUGCUUCUGUCUUAAAAGAUAUAAAAAUUUGCAAUUUAUUCAAUGUAGUAAUGGAAUCCUCAUGUACAUAGUUAACAAUAGUCUACUCUGAAAUAUGCAGAUGUUAACUCAAUAGACCUUCAAAUAAUUCAAUGACAUUUUAAAAAAAUAUUGAACAAUGAAAGUUCAUUGUUUAUUCAGAAUUAAUUUCAUUGAUUUUGUUUUCUAUAUUAUUUCAUGCAGAUGGGGCAUUAUUAACUGCCCAUAAAUACAAGUGCAAAAUUGAGCAUAGCAGCGUUAUUCAUUGUGUCUCUCAGAUAUGCGAGUAUACCCCCUAACAACCUGCCAUCUACGCCUUUUCUAGCGUAGUCUCAAUAGCUUUUUAUUAAAAAAAUACUGGAUAACACAAUUGAAGACAUUCAUUCAAAAUUUGUAAUCUGAUGACAAUGGCGUUUUGUCUACAAAAUGUUGGAAACACAAAGUUUCUAUUGCAUUGUCCAUUCCCAUCACUCCAAUGACAAAUUGAGCCCUCAGCAGCUGCACUUAUUCCUAGGGCUCAACUCGCCCCUCCCAGGCAUUUCUUUAACGAAAUGCAAGCAAGUUCCUAAAAUUAUUUAGUUUUAUUUGAUUGUUAAAGUUAAUUUUACUCGCCUAAGAAUUUGAAAUUGAUUGUUGAUAACUUUCUGCUAGCUAGUUGUUAUUUAAUUUAAGAAGAAAUCUCAUAUAGACCACAAAUGCAAAUGACAAAAGAUGGGGGAGCUUAAUUUUUUUCUCUGUUACUAUUCAUUAAAUGUUAGUUUCUGGGCACUUAAAGACAGUGUUUGAAUUUAUAAAAGCCCUUUGCUAUAAAUAAGCCCUACACAAUAAGAUAAAGCUUAACAAAAUUUUAUGAAAAUAAAUUUUAAUAAAAUGUGCUAUUUCAUUUGUAUUGAAUUUGUGACACUAAAGCUAAAAUAUGAAUUUUCCAAGCCUGAUAAGUCUGCUAUAUAAACUAAAUAAAAUAAAUACUUAAAGCCAUUCCAUACAAUUUGAGCAGCCUCUAAAUCAUCUAUUUAUAAAAUUCUGAUCUUUUUAUUUUGUCCUUAUUUCGAAACUUUUUUUCAGUUGUUGCCCCGACUGGCAUAUACCACAAGCUAACCAAGAAAUAUAUUCAUGUCCCAGAAAUGGUACCAGAAUUUGUUGUUCCAGAUCUCACAGGUUUUGAGGUACAGCAUUUUCUUAGAGUUUUUAAGUCAUGCUGCGAUUUAUUUAUAAUCUUUAUUAAAAUCAAAUUGAGCAAAUAUCAUCAUAUGUAAAUUAGCCCUAGACACCUUAAUAAAUGGAAAGUGGAAGCUUUCCAAAUGCUAUUCAAAAUAAUUUAUUUUUUGUAUCUCUCUAACUAUUGUAACUGAUGAUAAUUUAUACAAAAAAUCUAGAUAAUAAAUUAAUUUUUAGUACCUUGAAUAUUUAUUAAUUAGAAUGAACAAAGAUACAAAAGUAAUUGCAUCCAUGCCAGUCUGUACAGUUUACCCUGCUUUGUAAGGUUUUUAGGCAUGUGGAAACUGCUUAUUCCUGCCACAGACAAUCAGGGACGGGAACAAGCUUCAAAAAGGAACAGUUGAGGCGAAAAUACUUGACACAUUUGCAUCUAUUGCCUCAGGCCUUCCAACCCCCAGUUCUUGAUAACCUUGCUGAGUAGCACUUGCAACCAGUAAAAUAUCCUCUUCAAUACCAGGCACAGAAAUAUCUCAAAUCCCCACUACAUAAAUAGGAGCCAGAAUUAUCAAUACAUUGAUCGUGGGCCCUUGCCUUAAAAUAUAGGAGAAGAAGUGUACAUCGUACAGGAUUUAGUCAAGUUUUUUUUUUCAAUUUCAUUUUGUACUGUUACCUAUGAAAACUAUUUUCUUUACAGCUGAAACCUUAUGUAUCAUAUAAAGCCAAGGAGAUAAGCCAAGCACCGCUAACUCCCCGUGAGAUCUUUGAUUCAUAUUAUGCACAGGAUAUUGAGGAUGACUUUCUUGAUGGAAAAAUCAAGUUUGAUGCCCAGAAAGUAUUUUUGGGGAACGACAGACAAGUACAGCUUGAAGAGUACAUUGAGAUUGUAAAAGAGAAAAAAACGUGAUAUUAAAAUAUGUCUUUUUUACUAUUAAAUUUUUGUGUACAUAUCGCUUUGUUUGUUUAUUUUAGUUGUUAGGUUAUUGGUAUAGGGGCAAUAGACAAUAAACUUAACAUAAACUUAGUUCAAUCCUA
This is a messenger RNA of Lymnaea stagnalis (great pond snail), 4299 nucleotides long. The record is from the annotation of a GenBank genome assembly. Lineage: Eukaryota; Metazoa; Mollusca; Gastropoda; Lymnaeidae.